Molecule: messenger RNA, 1350 nt
Organism: Nymphaea colorata (pocket water lily)
Lineage: Eukaryota; Viridiplantae; Streptophyta; Magnoliopsida; Nymphaeales; Nymphaeaceae
Exons: 5
Coding region: 291-1061 (256 amino acids)
Source: RefSeq, a predicted model, not a curated record
UAUAUCUAAGACGAUAAAUAUGAGCCACGCAAGACACCCACUAAUCUCCCUCUCCGUGGACUGAAAAAACCCUGCGGUAAUUGGCUCCUCCACCAUUGGAGACUGAAGGGCAUUGCUUUCCCAAUUGCUAAUAAUUUACAAAGGGCGAUCCUGCUACUGAAUGUAGCAAAGAAGUGAGGGAGCAAUUCGUAAUCUGCUAGUUCACAACGGUGAUCCUGCUCUUGAAUGUAGCAAAGUGGUGAGGGAAACGAUCGGUUAUCUUGAUUUCAGCAGAGAAGUGAAAGGGAAAGAUGAAACCACGCAUCGGUUCUAUCUCGCACUCGUCCCUGCCUCUAAAUAUCAAUCGCCUGAGAAGACCCAGCCUUUCUUCUUCCCCAGUACCCACAUGCUCUCUCAAGCCACAAGGUAAAGCUACUCUGAAGCAGACUUGGCCAUCUAUUUCCGUCGCCCUUUUUGCUUCAGGUUUCUCUCUGGGCACCCUUCUGGAUGCCAUCCACUCCAGAGUACAACUCCAAAUCUACCAGAAUGGAUCGAUUGACGUUGGACCUAUUCACACAAGCAUUUGGGUUCCUCCCUUGCUUGGGGUGUUCUACUGCACUGUUGGAAUGUUGCGGCUAUUCCUGGACGAAAAACUAUACGCAAAAUCAGAAGCUCCAGAGGGGACCUUGCAGAAGACGUCAGUGUCACUGCUGUUGCUUGUUCUGUUCAUAGAGUUGAGCGCCGAAAUGUACAAGGCUGGGGUGGCAGCCAACGUUGAAGCCUAUGCAUUAUUUGCUCUGGCAGAGUUCGUGUGGUUCUUCAUGGAUGGUACGUGGUUGGGUUUUGCAAUAGCGUCCAUUGUUGGCAUUGGCGGCCCACUGGCGGAGAUUCCACUGAUCAAGACAUGGAAUCUGUGGUACUACCCCAAUUCAAACAUUGAAAUCUUUGGCGUGGGGUUGGUCACCUGGACAUGCACCUGCUACUUUGUUUACACACCCUUUCUGAUUAAUUUAUCACGCUGGUUGAGAGGAACAAUCGCAUCCAUUGGUGAAAAAGUUAAUCAUGAAAGUGAAACUCUCUAGCAUGGAAGGUUAGUUACAUCUGCAUCAUUGAGAAAGAAGGGAAACCGGUUAGCCAGAGUAGUUCUUGUCUGCUUAUUCAAGUUCACCUCUUCUAGAUUCUGACAAGUGCAAUUAGUUUGUAUGCAACAUCUGUUGGUGUACAAAAUGGAUCAGCUUAAAAUGUGAACAUACUGAAGAGCCUUCCCUAAUAUAUUACAGAUUAGGCUUAUGCUUCGUCUAUGUAAUCAGAUUGAUUCCACAAGCAAAAUUGCUCUAUAAGCUAAUGCAGCUAACUUAUAUAUUGCAUAAA